UUAUGGUGAACUUGUUAAAUAUCUGGCUGAAAAAAAAGUCAUUCGAGAUAAAGUAAAGUGCCCACAUUGCAAUACAGUCAUACAUUUGGAUACGCAGCAAUCGGAAUCCUUUAUUCUUCACUGUACCGGAAAAUAUUACAAACAAAUUCGUGGAAGGAAACGGAGGCGACAAACAUAUAAUUUUAAAAUAAGUGCUUUAACAAAAACAUGGUUUGCUUGUGCUACAUUAAAUUUACCCGACAUAUGUCGCUUAAUUUGUUACUUUACGUUGAUGACUUCUCCAUGUCAACUGUUCUUGCAAGCAGAAUUGUCAAUUUCAUCUCACACAGCUGUUGAUUGGAUAAAUUUUUGUCGCGAGCUUCUAGCACAAUGGAUAUCAAAUGGUGAGAAACAACUAGGUGGUCCAAACAUAAUUGUAGAAAUUGAUGAGGCUAAAUUUGGCAGACGGAAAUAUCAUCGCGGACGCAUUAUAAGUCAAUGGUUAUUUGGUGCUAUUGAACGAGACACAGGCCGUUUAUUUAUUCUACCUGUUAAUCAACGAUCGUCUGACGUGUUGAUUCCGAUAAUUCGUCAUCGUAUUGCACCAGGCAAUAUUAUACAUAGUGACUGUUGGCGAGCAUACAAUUCGUUAUGUAAUUAUAGUUAUAUUCAUAAUAAAGUAAACCAUAAAGAGAAUUUUGUAGAUCCACAAACAGGAGUAUAUACACAAAAUAUCGAACGUUUGUGGCGUGAUAUGCGAGGUGGAAUUCCCAGAUAUGGUAUUCGAGAAAAACACUAUAUGUAUUACAUAGCAGAAUUUGUUUUCAAGCGGAAAUAUGAAUAUCACCAACGUAUUGAUAAGUUCUUCGAAAUUAUGGCCUCGUUAUAUCCGAUGGAAGAUUAAAUAUAAUGUAAUUAAUAAAUAACAUUAUUCUUGGAUAAUACCUUUAUAAAAAAAAUCUCUCCUUAUGUUAUAUUUGUUGAAACAAAGUGU
Odontomachus brunneus is the source of this 973-nucleotide messenger RNA. RefSeq lists its product as uncharacterized. Bases 272 to 883 code for a protein of 203 amino acids. The transcript has 2 exons. The record is from RefSeq and is a predicted model, not a curated record. NCBI's taxonomy places the organism in Eukaryota, Metazoa, Arthropoda, Insecta, Hymenoptera, Formicidae.